Messenger RNA from Ambispora leptoticha, 592 nucleotides. NCBI's taxonomy places the organism in Eukaryota, Fungi, Glomeromycota, Glomeromycetes, Archaeosporales, Ambisporaceae. The record is from the annotation of a GenBank genome assembly.
AUGUCAUCAUUUCUUUUUCGUUCGGUCUCGAAACUCACCGUUUCUUUUCCGUCGCGCAAUAUCUCGCGUCGUACUUUACAGACAUCAACAGCGAAAGUAACACCAUUUUAUACAAAUUCCAUUAACACGUGCUUUGGAAAUAAUAACCUAAAUAGUUUAACUAUUGGUAAAAGAAAUUUUCACGCUGCAAGGAUAAAUCAGCAACACGUCGCUUCAUUAUCUUCCAUUAUCUCCCUUACUACUAUCAAAUUCUCCCUUGCCACGCAAUCUCGUCGCGCCUUGACAAAUAUAACGUACGCUCAACUAAAACAACGUAAUAUUAUGUCAGUUACCGGGCAUCUUUUAUCGCCUAAUAACGUGUAUCCAAAUCGUGAUUACUCUUCGAAUUCUUCGUCUCACGACAAAAAUGACGUUUCUGAAUCAACCACCACUGCUAUUAAUAGUGAGCACAGUAAUAGUCAUCCUGAAUUAACACGGUGGUCGUGGGCAUGGUGGAAAGAGUGGACUAUAAUUUUUAUAGUGUUUGGUAUCACUGGAUCGACUACUGUAAGAUGUGUUAGGCCCCUCGUAUCAAAUUUGUUUGGGAUUGAAG